CCGUGCACGUCCCCGUCCCGCGCCUCCGCCCCCUCGCCCACUCGCUCCUUCCCGCCCUCCCCGCCGCGCCGGCCGAGCCGGCUUCCCCUCGGUCUCUCAUGAAUAUUGAGCGGCCCCUGUUGUAUUUCCCGAGCUCCAUUGCGGAAGCCGAGGCUCGCCAUAUUGUGCGGCGGCGCCGGCAGCCGCGGUGCCUUGUACCUGAGUCUCUCUCCGGCCGCGGCUAGCGGAGCCCCGGAUUGGGGCAGGAGCCGCAAUGUCUCAGGCUGUGCAGACAAACGGAACUCAACCAUUAAGCAAAACAUGGGAACUCAGUUUAUAUGAAUUACAACGAACACCUCAGGUAGCAUUUAAUUUUAAAGUGAUGCUUUUACAGGAGGCAAUAACGGAUGGCUUGGAAAUUGUGGUUUCACCUCGAAGUCUACACAGUGAGUUAAUGUGCCCAAUUUGUUUGGAUAUGUUGAAGAACACCAUGACUACAAAAGAGUGUUUACAUCGUUUUUGUGCAGACUGCAUUAUCACAGCCCUCAGAAGUGGCAAUAAAGAAUGCCCUACCUGUCGGAAAAAGCUAGUUUCCAAAAGAUCACUAAGACCAGACCCAAACUUUGAUGCACUCAUCAGCAAAAUUUAUCCAAGUCGUGAUGAGUAUGAAGCUCAUCAAGAAAGAGUAUUAGCCAGGAUCAACAAGCACAAUAAUCAGCAAGCGCUCAGUCACAGCAUCGAGGAAGGACUGAAGAUACAGGCCAUGAACAGAUUACAGCGAGGCAAGAAACAACAGAUUGAAAAUGGUAGUGGAGCAGAAGACAAUGGAGACAGUUCUCACUGUAGUAAUGCAUCCACACAUAGCAAUCAGGAAGCAGGACCUAGUAACAAACGGACCAAAACAUCUGAUGAUUCUGGGCUUGAGCUUGAUAAUAACAAUGCAACAGUGGCAAUUGAUCCAGUAAUGGAUGGUGCUAGUGAAAUUGAAUUAGUAUUCAGGCCUCAUCCCACACUUAUGGAAAAAGAUGACAGUGCACAGACAAGAUACAUAAAGACUUCAGGUAAUGCCACUGUUGAUCACUUAUCCAAGUAUCUGGCUGUGAGGUUAGCUUUAGAAGAACUUCGAAGCAAAGGAGAAUCAAACCAGAUGAACCUUGAUACAGCCAGUGAGAAGCAGUAUACCAUUUACAUAGCAACAGCCAGUGGCCAGUUCACUGUGUUAAAUGGCUCUUUUUCUUUGGAAUUGGUCAGUGAGAAAUACUGGAAGGUGAACAAACCCAUGGAACUUUAUUAUGCACCCACAAAGGAGCACAAAUGAGCUUUUACUAAAACCAAUUCUGAGAAUGAACUUUUUUAUAGCCUAUUUCUUUAAUAUUAAAGAUGUACCGUCAUUACUUUUAUGGACAGAACAUUGGAUAUGUUGUUCAGUUUUCUUUCUGAGCCAGAUUCGUUUACACUAUUAGAAUCUUUUCCCCUUAAUUUAAGAUAUCCUUUUUUGGAAGGGACUGCAGUUAUUCAGUACUUUUUCUUUCCUUUUAAAACUAUAUCUAGGAUGUAUGUUUUCACAAAGUGUGGUUCCAUUUGGAGCAUCUUGGAGCUUUUGACCCAGGAAUUUUUCAUAGUUCUGUAUUCUUAAGUGAAGAUUCAGUUGGCCGUCCUUUCCCCUCCCCUCAAAAGUUUUUUAGGCCUACAGAAUGUUAAAUAAUAUGUAUUUUGACUUUUUUUCCUUGAGUCUUGUAUAUUUAUAGUUUUCUAUAUAAGCUGUAGUAUCUUCAUGAAGACCAAGGCUCAAAUUUACUGUGCGUAAAAAACAAUUCUCAUAGGAUUAUUAUUUUCAUGGUGUUUUCUUCCAUAAUAUCUCAUUUUUUUAAAAAAAAGUUCUUUAUGAACUUAAUGUCCAUUGUCAUGCAAUGUUAUUUUCUUCCAUUUUUUUCUCUCUAAUUUUGGAAUUUCUGAUCCUGGGAAAGAGAACCAAACAAGAUCUCAAGUUCUGUGAGAACUUGGUUCAUUCACAGAUUUCAUUGAAGAAACAAAAAUUAAAUUGGUCUUAUGUAGUCUUCAAGUGUAUAUUUAAAGAAGUCUUUUUUUGCGUUAGUUCUACUGUCACCUCA
This is a messenger RNA of Eubalaena glacialis (North Atlantic right whale), 2090 nucleotides long. RefSeq names its product ring finger protein 2 (gene RNF2). The record is from RefSeq and is a predicted model, not a curated record. The transcript has 7 exons. Gene Ontology annotation, molecular function: chromatin binding; ubiquitin protein ligase activity. NCBI's taxonomy places the organism in Eukaryota, Metazoa, Chordata, Mammalia, Artiodactyla, Balaenidae. The coding region runs from base 254 to 1297 and encodes 347 amino acids. Gene Ontology annotation, cellular component: PcG protein complex; ubiquitin ligase complex.